Halteromyces radiatus is the source of this 437-nucleotide messenger RNA. RefSeq lists its product as uncharacterized. The coding region runs from base 28 to 330 and encodes 100 amino acids. NCBI's taxonomy places the organism in Eukaryota, Fungi, Mucoromycota, Mucoromycetes, Mucorales, Cunninghamellaceae. The transcript has 2 exons. The record is from RefSeq and is a predicted model, not a curated record.
CUAUAGCAACAGGAAUAAAAGGCCGUUAUGAAGAACCUCACUCUCUUUGUCAGUUUUUUGUUACUUAUUGUCAGCGUAUAUGCUCAAUAUGAUAUCCACUGCUUAAAAGGAAAACAAGGUCCUGAUAAUGAACUAACCAUUAGAGCAUGCCAAACUCAAAGUGCAACCCCACACCAAGUUUGUUACACGUCCAAUGGUGAUGCCUGGUGUAUGAGUUUGAAGAAAUAUGCUGUGGAUGAUAUUAGACGGAUUUAUUGCAAGAACUUUAGAGUAAACUCUCACGCUGCACAAUCACUUGUGGUACAUGGUUGCAAAAAAGUAUUGAAUUAAAGUGCUACAUCUAUAGAAUUUAUUUUUAUAUCCAACAACAAACAAGAAAUCAAUCAUCUUAUUAUAUCUUAAAAUAAACUCUGUUUUUUAUAUCCAUCAAAAGAAAA